CUGUCUGUUUCCAUGCUGGAUCUUGCAACAAGUCCGAGUGUGUAACUCUCAUUCCUGUGACCCUUUCAGGUAUGCCAGGGAAUGGGAUCUCCCCCAACUAAGCGACAUAAAUCAUUGGUGUCCAGUCAAGACUUACCUAUAUCCAGUGCUGCCAUACCCAGGGGACCUGAACCUCUAUUCGUGGAUACCAACUUUCCUCAGGAUGAAGCUCUCCAGGUGCCUGGAGUGGAGUGGAGAAGACCUAAGGAAAUCUGUGCCUGUCCUCGAUUUGUCAUUGAUGGAGCCACCAGGAUGGAUGUUUGCCAGGGAAGGCUCAGUAACUGCUGGUUCCUCUCUGCCGUGGCCUGCCUGUCUCUGUACCCUCAGCUUCUCGAACAGGUGGUCCCUCCAGGACAAGACUUCGGGGAGGGAUAUGAUGGCAGAUUCAGAUUCCAGUUCUGGCAGUACGGACAAUGGGUGGAUGUUAUAGUAGAUGAUCUUCUUCCUACAAGUCGGACACCAUUUGUGGAGACAGUUGGACAAGAAAGCUCUUCUCAUACUUUGCUCUUCAUGCAUUCUCCAGAGAGGAAUGAGUUCUGGAGUUCUCUUCUAGAGAAAGCAUAUGCCAAGUUAAAGGGAGGAUACGCAGCUCUCCAGUUGGGUUUUGCAGGGGAAGCCUUGGUGGAUAUGACAGGGGGAAUUGUACAGAAAUGUGACACCAGCGGUUCUUCAUCUGAUUUAUGGGUUCAUCUGAAUCAUCUGCUGGAAAGAGGGGCCCUAAUCUGCUGUGGGAACACACAGGGAGAGUUGGAGACCAGUAACCUUAUGGGAAUCCUUAGUCAUCACAUGUACUCUGUGACUGGGACCAACAAGGUCCAAACCAUUUGGAGAAGUGUAGUAUCUUUGCUCCGGGUUCGUAACCCCUGGGGACACACAGAAUGGAAUGGUCCAUGGAGAGACGGAGGGCCAGAGUGGCAAAGUGUGACUGGUCACCAUAAAACAGAGACUGCUGUAGUCUUGGAGGAUGGAGAAUUCUGGAUGGAAGUAGGAGAUUUUCAAAAGAAUUUCCAGGUUCUAGAGAUUUGCCACUUGGGUCCCCAGAGUCUGUCCCGUGUUGGAGGAGCUGCAAGGCCAUGGGACUUUGUGACCUAUGAGGGACGCUGGGUAAAAGGGCUGUCAGCUGGUGGAAGCAUUAACUGUAGGGAUCACUUCUGGAUGAACCCCCAAUUUUCUCUUACUCUCCGGGAGGAAGAUCACAGCUCCUCUGACUCCAGCUGCAGUUUUAUUGUGUCUGUGACUCUGAAACAUCAGCGGCUUCGCAGAGCAGUAGACAAGCGCGUGGCUUGUCACAUAUUCCAGGGAGAUGAGGCCCAUGCCUACCUGUUCCGAGAGGUCCUUCACUUUGCUCAACCAUUGCUGAGCUCUGGAUCUUGCGAUAAUCCCAGAGAAGCGGUCCUGUGUUCCAGUCUGCCACCUGGUAGAUAUGUGAUCAUCCCGUCAUUGGAACAAGUGUCGGAUGAAGGAGAGUUUCUGCUCAGGGUCCUUACAGAAAAAGAGAGCGAAGAUCGGUGCUCAGUCAUUGGUCCUAAUAAAGGUGUACUGUCACUGUCUGACUGUCCUUCCAAAGAUCAGAUACGGAUCAGAUUCCUGCAGUUUUCAAAAGGGUCUGACAUGAUGACUGGAGUGGAACUCCACUGUCUCCUGGUAUCUCUACUACAUGACUAUGCUCCCCUCUUGCCCAGCCUUCCUUUGGAGACUUGUCACAGCCUGAUGGCAUCGAUGGAUACAGAUGCUGUGGGAUUUCUGUGCUGGGAGCAGUUUCACACUCUAUGGAAAUGCAUUGAAGCAAAUACGCGCAUAUUCUGCAAGUUGCAGGUGGACACAUCUGGCAAACUUGGCCGGGAUGAGGUUGUACCAGCGCUACAGGCAGCAGGUCUGCCAGUAGAUGACUUCUUGGUGCAUCUGGCACAGUUGAGGUUUGCCGAUGAAGCUGGCUCUCUUAGUUACCCACAUUUCAUCAGCUGCCUUGUAAAACUACAGAGUGUGACAGGUAAAUUUCAGGCUGCAGAUCCAGCAGGUUCAGGAACUGUGACCCUCAACUACCGACAGUGGCUGCAACUCGCUGUGUACAGCUGAUUGGUAGACAAAAUCGCAAACAACGGUCAAGACACCAGGAUUAUGGAAAGAGAAAAAAAGGGACAUUAAGGCAGACUAGACGGUGCAUAGAAAUAAAAUGGCAAAGAGACUGUGUAUAAAGAUAUUUCACACAGAGAGAGAUAGAGAGAGAUUGUAAAACAAACUGCUAGAACUAGAGAAACAGAGAUGUCAAUUGGCAUCUGCCAUGAUAAGGAGACAUUUUGCAAUUACAGAUAGAGAGCAUGAUGCACACAAGUAGGGUUUAAAGCGACAUUAAACUGUUCAGUACAACUACAGUAGAAUGUUUUCCUCCAGUGCCAACAGCUCUCUUUAAAGUUUUUCUCUUUAAAACUGCUGGUUGGUUCUGCAUCUUCACACUGGGUGCCGCCAUCUUGAAAUAAAAUUAUUCUUGUGCCAUGUGACAGAAGUGGUGCACACUCAGA
This is a messenger RNA of Bombina bombina (fire-bellied toad), 2558 nucleotides long. Its product is annotated as calpain-1 catalytic subunit. The record is from RefSeq and is a predicted model, not a curated record. The coding region runs from base 82 to 2115 and encodes 677 amino acids. The transcript is spliced from 21 exons. Gene Ontology annotation, molecular function: calcium-dependent cysteine-type endopeptidase activity. Gene Ontology annotation, cellular component: cytoplasm. Gene Ontology annotation, biological process: proteolysis. NCBI's taxonomy places the organism in Eukaryota, Metazoa, Chordata, Amphibia, Anura, Bombinatoridae.